Messenger RNA from Humulus lupulus (European hop), 1201 nucleotides. RefSeq lists its product as uncharacterized. Gene Ontology annotation, molecular function: protein-disulfide reductase activity. NCBI's taxonomy places the organism in Eukaryota, Viridiplantae, Streptophyta, Magnoliopsida, Rosales, Cannabaceae. The coding region runs from base 185 to 850 and encodes 221 amino acids. The transcript has 9 exons. The record is from RefSeq and is a predicted model, not a curated record.
CGAAGGCCAUUUGUUAGUUCGUGUCAUGGAGUGAAGCUUGGGUUUCCACGUUAAGCGUAUAACUAGUUUAGUAGUCAUUGAAGAGAAUGACCGAAGUUUGGCUUUCCAUUUUGCGUUCCUUCAAACUAAACAUAAAACAUUGCAUGUUAAUUGCUAACGGUAUUCUUUCCUUUCCACAAAACUAAUGGCAUUAAGAGGAGUAGCUGCUAUUUCUGCAUUAGCCAAAAGAACCCAAUACAACCCAUCUCUCCUCUCAAUUUCUCACUCUCUCACACCCAAAACCCAUCUCCAUCCUCUGAAACUCACCCCGAUUUCUGUAUUCCAACCAGGACCCAAUUGGGGAAUUUGGGCAGGGAGUGAGGUAGCUUCAAACCCUUUAAGUUCCAAGAAAGAAGAUGAAGAAUCUUCCUCACCAGAGAAUUGGAGGAUCAAAAUGCUCUAUGAUGGAGAUUGCCCGCUUUGCAUGAGGGAGGUGAACAUGCUUAGGGAGAGGAAUAAAAGUUAUGGCACCAUCAAAUUUGUUGAUAUUUGUUCAGAGGAUUACUCUCCAGAGGAGAAUCAGGGACUUGACUUUGAAACUGCUAUGGGAAAGAUUCAUGCAAUUCUAUCUGAUGGAACUGUAGUUACAGAUGUUGAAGCAUUUAGAAAACUAUAUGAAGAAGUUGGGCUUGGAUGGGUUUAUGCCAUAACCAAAUAUGAACCUAUAGGGAAGAUUGCUGAUGCUGUAUAUGGCGUUUGGGCUAUAUAUCGUCUACCGAUUACAGGUCGACCGCCUCUAGAACAGAUAAUGGAAGCACGGCGAAAGAACAAGGGUGAAGUAUGUAAAGACAACAAUUCUUGUAAGAUGUGAGCUCAUACCAUACAAAAAGCCAUUUUGAGCACCUGUGGCUUGUUGGUUUCCAUAGACUGGCCCCGUAGCCUGUGUCUCCUUCUAUUUGUUGGUCUAGAUAGGCUGAUGGCACCAUUGGACCGAUCAUUUUUAAGGGCCAAAGUCCCACCAUGGCUUUAAUUAGCUUUUGUCAACAGAAACAACCAAAUGAGAAAUAUAUAUAUAUAUAUAUGCAUUAUGUAUAUAAUGUAGUAAUUGUUAAAUGUUUUUGGUUCGAAAGUGUUAAUUUACAAAGUAAUUAUUAACAAUUGACUUCUUGCAAAACACUCAAAAGUGUUGUCUACUUUAAUUUAUAUAGUGCAUUUAUUGAUA